CCUCCCACACGGAGGGUGAGGAGUAUUUGUGGAUGAAAGCGAGUGGCCAGUCUGGCUCAGUUCCCCAGCCCAGAGAGACCAGCAAUCUGCAGCCCUACAGGACACUUCGCUCUCCUGGGAGGUUUGAAGGAUGUUUGACUCAGUGAAGCCUUACGGAAACCAGGAUUUCUAUGCCCUGAAGAGGGAGUGCCAACGACGCAACCAGCUGUUCGAAGACCCCUUGUUCGUCGCCGACGAUGAAUCCCUGUUCUGUACGACAGCACUGCUGUCCAAUGUUCGCUGGAAACGCCCAACUGAAAUCUGCAACAGCCCUCACCUCUUUGUGGAUGGGAUGAGUGCCCACGACCUGAACCAGGGCCAGUUGGGUAACUGCUGGUUUGUUGCUGCUUGUUCCUGCUUAGCAUCCAGAGACGCUUUGUGGCAGAAGGUCAUCCCGAACUGGAAGGAACAGGAAUGGGCAGUGGACAGACCCAACAACUAUACUGGGAUUUUCCACUUCCGCUUCUGGCGUUUUGGAGAAUGGAUUGAUGUUGUGGUUGAUGAUCGCCUGCCUACAGUCAAUGGUCAGCUGAUCUACUGUCACUCCAAUUCCAAGAAUGAGUUCUGGAGCGCGCUGGUGGAGAAAGCUUACGCCAAGCUAGCGGGCUGCUAUGAAUCUUUGGAUGGUGGGAACACUGCAGAUGCCUUGGUGGAUUUUACUGGUGGGGUCUCGGAACCGAUCGACCUGGUUCAGGGGAACUUCAGCACCCUGGAGGAUCAGAGGCUGCAACUGUUUGAGAAGCUCCUGAAGGUGUUCAGCCGUGAGGGCCUCAUCAGCUGCUCGAUCAGGGUAACAUCAGCUGCGGAGAUGGAAACUCGCCUGAGCACCGGCCUGGUGAAAGGCCAUGCGUACGCUGUGACUGAUGCUCGAAAGGUGCGGCUGGGCCAUGGUCUCUUGGCUUACUUCAAGGCAGAAAAGCUCUUCAUGAUCAGGAUGAGGAAUCCGUGGGGUCAAAAGGAAUGGAACGGGCCCUGGAGUGACAGCUCUCAGGAGUGGCAGAAGGUCAGCAAAGGAGAGCGUGAGACUAUGGGUGUCACCGUGCGGGAUGAUGGGGAGUUCUGGAUGUCGUUUGAUGAUUUCUGUGCGAACUUCACAGACCUCGUUGUCUGCCGUAUCAUCAACACCUCCUUCUUCAGCUUCCACAAGACCUGGGAGGAAGCCAUGAUAAAGGGCUUGUGGACCAGGCACGAGGAUCCUCUGAAAAAUCGUGCUGGAGGCUGCAUCAAUAACCGGGACACCUUUCUGCAGAACCCACAAUAUGUGUUCGAUGUCAAAAAGGAAACGGACGAAGUGUUAAUUUGCCUUCAACAGAAAGACAUUCGUUACACUCGAAAGCAGGGCAGAGGGGAGAAGAUCUCGAUGGGGUUUGAGGUCUACAAGGUGGAGCUGAACCGUAAUUACAGGAUGCACACCAUUCAGCAGAGAGUGGCCAGCUCUGUCUACAUCAACUCCAAGACCAUCUUCUUGCGGGAGCAGCUCCCUCAGGGACGCUACGUCAUCAUCCCGACCACCUUUGAGCCGGGCGUACAGGGCGAGUUCUUACUGAGGAUCUUCACUGACAUGCCGUCAAACUUCAGGGAACUCACUCUCAAUGAGCCACCUCAGACCUGCUGGUCUGGACUGUGCGGGCACCCCAAGAUGGUGACUCAAGUUCACGUUGUUGCUGCAAGCGGAUUGGCCCAACAGGAUGGUGCGACAGGAGCUGAUCCGUAUGUCAUUAUCCGGUGCGGAAGAGAGAAGGUCCGGUCGCCUAUCCACAAGAACACGGUGAAUCCGGAAUUUGACGUAAAGGGAAUCUUCUACAGGAAAGAUCCCAAAGAGCCCAUCCGCAUCGAGAUCUGGAAUAACAAUGUCCUGAGUGACCAGUUCCUUGGUCAAGUGACUGUGAUGACGGAUCUUAGUGACCUCCAGCCACAUCAUGUCCUUCCCCUGAAGGACAAGAGUAACCGACAGGACAGUGAGCUCCCUGGGACUAUCAGCCUGAACAUCAGUAGCAGCCAUGAGUUGGCCAGUAUCUAAACUCUGCAAAAAAAUAACUCAUCACCAUCGGAAAAAUGGAACAAUCGAUCAAAUCAGGGUUCGACCGGGGUCAUCUAGGAUCCAUGGAUAAGAAAUUUUAGGAAUGGGAAAAGGCUCUUGGGGUCUAGGUCUGUCCCUCAAACCAACAUCCCUUCAGCCCCAUCCCCGUUAUGGAGUCUUAUAUAUUUGUUUCUCAGUGUGAGGAACGUUUUGGGAGUGUGGGGCUGGGGUAUAAAGUGGGGCUGCCCCAGUAGGUUUUUCUCCUGUAAAUUUCUGCAUGAUGUCCCUUCUCGUUUAGCACCCUUUCCCAACGCACACACUUCCAAUCCUUUCCUCCUGCCCACUCCUUGAUACAUCGCGCCCCCCCCCACCCCGCCACACACCUUUGACAAAAGGAAUGGGCAAAAACGAAGAAAUGGUAGUGAUUGUUGUGACUGCUGGAAAGUGUGGCAUUCUUGCAUUCAAUCCUGAUGAGCAUAAACAGCUGAUCACCAUCAAUAUCCAGUAUCGCUCCCUCUCUCCUAGUGGACUGUUCAUAGCUUGACUCCCUUUCUUGGAGUCAGGGUAAGGCUCAGUUCUUACUCCUAUUUAGCCUCUUUCAGCACCACCAUGCUCCAGGCAACAAGCAGUUUUCUAACCUGCAAAUUAUCACUGUCCAGAGACUUAUACUGAUGACUAGGUCAUGAAAAAAUGAAAGAGCAGAUGAUGAUCAGAGAGGGAGUUUA
Messenger RNA from Rhincodon typus (whale shark), 2784 nucleotides. It is a transcript of the gene capn5a, whose product is annotated as calpain 5a. Gene Ontology annotation, cellular component: cytoplasm. Gene Ontology annotation, molecular function: calcium-dependent cysteine-type endopeptidase activity. The record is from RefSeq and is a predicted model, not a curated record. The transcript is spliced from 13 exons. Lineage: Eukaryota; Metazoa; Chordata; Chondrichthyes; Orectolobiformes; Rhincodontidae. Gene Ontology annotation, biological process: proteolysis. The coding region runs from base 131 to 2059 and encodes 642 amino acids.